Cajanus cajan (pigeon pea) is the source of this 3159-nucleotide messenger RNA. RefSeq names its product receptor-like protein EIX2. The record is from RefSeq and is a predicted model, not a curated record. Gene Ontology annotation, molecular function: protein binding. Lineage: Eukaryota; Viridiplantae; Streptophyta; Magnoliopsida; Fabales; Fabaceae.
UGACAUUCAUUUAAGCGACAUUUAAGUAAUCUAUCACAAUUUUACUCUAAUUAAUUAUUUAUUGUAAUUGAACAGAGUAAUUUAUGGUAGAUCAAAUAUGAAGUAUGAAGGAGAAAGUGAAAAGUGUAUAAAGAGUUUCCCUCCGUCAUUCCAGCCAUCAUUUCUCUUGUAACCAUGAAUACAUCUCCCUCUCAAUAUGCAAUCAUCUUUGCAUGCGUUCUAUGCGCAGUCAUGCCCAUCACAUGCAGCCUCAAUAUUCGCUGCCACCAGAAAGACAAACAAGCUCUCUUAAACUUCAAGCAAGGAGUCAUAGAUCCAUCAGACAUGCUCUCUUCAUGGUCCACUCAACAAGACUGUUGUGAAUGGAAAGGUGUUAUGUGUGACAACAUCACAAGUAGAGUCACUGACCUCACUCUCCCAUGUUCUACAACUCUUCCUACUUAUAUUGACCAAGAAGAUAAGUCACACUGCCUCACAGGUUCCAUCUACCUAUCCUUCUUGUUGGUGGAAUUAGAAUUUCUAGAUUACUUGAAUUUGAGGAAUAAUGACUUCUUAGCUAUCCAAUUUAAUUAUUCUAUGCAUAGUUGGGAUUGUCAUAAUAACUUAUCUCUAGCUACUCCUCCUCCUCAGUGUCUAAACUCUUCAGCUAUUCGACAUCUUGAUUUAUCAGAAAACCAGAAUCUUGUCAUCAAUAGUCUCCAAUGGCUUUCCCGCAUUUCCUCCUUGGAAUAUCUCAACCUCGGCGGCGUUGAUCUUCACAAAGAAGCUAACUGGCUUCAAUUAGUGACUCCCCUUCCCUCACUUUCAGUGCUUUAUAUGGUUGAAUGUCAACUUAAAGACUUGAGUCCAUCUCUUCAAUAUGCAAAUUUUACUGCACUCAAAUAUCUUGCUCUGGCUGGCAAUGAAUUUCCCUCAGAAUUGCCUAAAUGGUUAUUCAAUCUUACUUGUGGUAUCUCUCGAAUUGAUCUUAGAAGUUGUUCUUUAAAAGGCCAACUACCAAAAGAAUUGUUAAAUAUUCAAGAUUUGGAAGCCUUGGUCUUGGAAGACAAUAACUUGAAUGGACCAAUUCCAGAUUGGUUAGGCGAACUUGGACAUCUACAAUAUCUUGUUCUCGCAGGAAACAUGUUUUCUGGAUCUAUUCCCACAAGUUUGGGAAAUCUAUCAUCCUUAAUUGACUUGCUUGUUGGCAGUAAUCAAUUGUCAGGAGCUGUGUCUCAGAGAAAUUUUGCCAAAAUGUCGAAAUUAAAGGAUUUGGAUAUAUCAUUAUCACCACCAUUAAUCUUUGAUUUUGACCCCCACUGGGUUCCACCUUUUCAACUUGAACAAAUAGCUCUCGGAUUUGUAAGUCCUCACUUUCCUGCGUGGUUAUAUACACAAAGAUCUAUUGAAAGUUUAGCUAUUUUUGAAUCGUCAUUUGAAGCCCAUGACAAAUUUUGGAAUUUUGUAUCAAGAGUGCCUGAACUUGAAAUAGAAGAUAAUUCGAUAAAUGGGAAUCUUUCAAACGUGGUGUUGAACUCUACAUUCAUAUCUUUGUCAUCGAAUGGUCUAAAAGGUUUCCUACCUCGACUAUCACCUACUGUGGCCUUUCUCGACAUAUCAAACAACCUAUUAUCAGGAAACAUCUCUCCCCUCUUGUGUAAUCAAAAGAUGUUGAAUGGGAAAAGCAAUUUGUUGUUCUUGGACAUAUCUUGGAAUCAUCUAUCCGGGGAGCUUACAAAUUGCUGGGAAAGGUGGAAUUCUUUGGUUCAUAUUAACUUGGGAAGCAACAAGUUAACAGGCAACAUACCUUCAUCAAUGGGCUUGUUAUCUAAGCUUUCCUCACUUCAUCUGCAUGAGAAUAAGCUCUAUGGAGAGAUUCCUCCCUCACUGCAAAACUGCCACUCUUUAUUGAUCUUUAAUGUUCGUGAAAAUAGUUUAUCAGGAAAUAUACCAAACUGGAUACCACAUGGUGCAAUGAUUCUCCAAAUAAGGUCCAAUAAUUUUAGUGGCAAUAUCCCAACACAGAUAUGUCAAAUGUCUUCACUUAUUAUUUUGGAUAUUGCAGAUAACACAAUCUCAGGACAUAUACCCAGUUGUCUUUAUAAUAUUACAGCCUUAGUUUUUAACCAUGCUUCCGGCAACAAGCUCACUUUUUUCUUUCCUUCAUUUCAUAAUCGUAUCUUGAUCAAUAGAGAUAGUCUUGAGCUGCUUAUAAAAGGUCAAAUAUCAGAAUAUGGAAAGAACUUACACUUUGUGACCUUAAUUGAUAUGUCAAGUAACAAUUUGUCCGGAACAAUACCUCCCCAAAUGUUGAGUCUCACUGGAUUGUUCUCCUUGAACUUGUCCCACAACAAAUUAACAGGAAAAAUACCGAAUGAGAUUGGCAACAUGAAAAAGUUGGAGUCCCUUGAUUUUUCAACAAAUCAACUUUGGGGUGAAAUUCCUAAGAGCAUGUCCAGUUUGUCCUUUCUUAGUUUCUUAAACCUGUCAUACAAUAAUUUGACAGGCAAAAUACCAUCAGGCACACAACUUGAGGGGUUCAGUGCACUCAGCUAUAUCGGCAAUCCUGAUCUCUGUGGACCUCCACUUACAAAAACAUGCCAUCAUGAUGGUAAACCUAAAGAAACAAAGGCAACAGAUGAAGGUGGGAGUGAAUCUGGAUUUUUGUCAUGGUUUUAUAUUGGAAUAGAAUCUGGAUUUGCGACGGGCUUUUUGGGAGUUUUAUGUGCCAUUUUCUUAAACACAAAAUGGAGACACGCUUAUUUCAAGUUUCUUUAUGGCUUGAGAGACCGACUUUAUGUCAUGGUGGUCAUCAAAAUGAAUUCCUUUCGUCGUUGAAUUGAACAUGUUGCAUAGCCUUACUGGCAUUCUUCAUUCUUCAAAAGGGAAUGAUCAUCAAAUACAAGGGAGAAAAGGACGUUUAUGUAAUUCUAAUGACAACCACAAGCAGUGCCUGCAUUGAUGAGCUGAAAAAUUAGGUCUUUUUAUAGUUAGUUAAUAUAUUUUCUUUCUUUAUGUAGUCGUCGUGAUGGUUUUGUUAUUUAUCUCUUUUUAUUUAUUUAUUUGUUAUGUAUUAAUGUAUUAUGCAAAACAAAUAAACAAUGAAUCAAUGGUGCAUGAGUAUUGCUUAUUAUAUAGCAUUACUAUAGGAAAUAUGUAGUUUUAACAUCCCUCUUUUAA